CCGUAUAGUCUAGUAGUACAAGAAAGAAUAUGACAUCAAAGGUCGGGUUUCUUGGGUUUGCAGUAGUGAUGGUUGUAGUAUUAGUAGCUACCAGUACUAAUGAAGUUUCAGCUGAUGGAUGUGAAGGCGAUCUCGAGGGACUGACUGACCGGUGUGCUCAGUAUGUUUCAAAGAUAGGACCAAAGUUCCGACCAUCUCGUGGAUGUUGUGAUGUUGUUCGGGGAGUUGAUAUUCCUUGUGUCUGUCAACAUGUUACUCCUCAGGUUGAGAAUUAUGUUAGCAUCAAAAAAGUGCUUUAUGUUGCUCAGUAUUGUGGCAAGGAUCUCCCCCAUGGAAUCAAAUGUGGAAGUGUGACUAUUCCUUCAGCCAUGAAAAAUUAAGAGAGGAAAUCAUGAAAAAUAAGAUGGAGAGUUCUAAUAUUCUCUUGUAGGGAGAUCUGAUAUUCCUUUAUUGUCGCAAUUCUUCUUUUGUUAGUCGGAAUGUCAAUAGAGUGAUGCUGGCGGCAUUGAUCUCUAAACAUGUUAGAACCAGUAUGAAGUGAAGAGUAUUCUAAUUUCUCUUCUUAGCAAAAAAAAGUCUCUAUUAUGUACUAGUAUGUUCAUCAUUAUUAUUGUUAUGCUUCAAAAAUAAAAUAAUAACUACUUUAUCCGUUGCA
Molecule: messenger RNA, 655 nt
Organism: Papaver somniferum (opium poppy)
Lineage: Eukaryota; Viridiplantae; Streptophyta; Magnoliopsida; Ranunculales; Papaveraceae
Exons: 2
Coding region: 30-380 (116 amino acids)
Source: RefSeq, a predicted model, not a curated record